AACAUGGACCCGUGUCAAGGACGGACUCGAUUUACACUGCUAUAGACGACGAGGAACAACUUAUUACAUACUUUGUGCAGGUUUACUGGAUUGUAUUGCGAAAUUAUAAACGGAUUUUCUCCUCUGACGUUUCCCUGACAUCCUCUCUGCUGUAUCUGGCCUGGAUCAAUGGUAUCUAUCAGCAGCAGAACGCUGACUUUGGACAAUGAACUGUUUAGGGACAGUGGCAGCCCGUACUCCCCCAGCCUAGGGCAGGGCAUGGGCAGUGAUGGGGGCAGCUUGGUCUCAUGUUACAGCCCCGAGACCGGGGAGCUAGGAGCCUUGCUCAGCUCCAGUCCUGGAGAACAGGAGGAGGAGGACGAUGAGGAAGAGCAGUACAUGGACGAGGACGACGGGUCCAGUCUGCAUAUUUUUCUUGGUGCGGGCGGUGAGGAGGAGGAGCUCCAGGCGGCGGGCGAGGAGGCUGGCCUGGCGCAGUUCCCGCUCCGCCUGCCGUCCCCCUUCUCCCCGACCCUGGAGGACAUCGAGGAGUUCCUCCGGGAAAAGAUGGAGCUUGUCCGGGACGGCCGGCUGGGCUCUGUCAAGGAGCCCCCUCCGGCCUCCGUCUGCAGCAGUAGCAGCAGCAGCGAUGACCCUCCGUCCGUCAGCGAGCACGUUUUGGCCCUGUCCCCCUCCCCACUGGCAUCGGCGGCGCGCGGGGACCCGGCCGGCAGCUCCUGCCUGGGCUCGGACAGCCCUCAGAGCCCCCCGCCAGACCCCCGCCCGGCCCUCCCCCCUACUGCAGCCCAAAGAAGGACCUCAUCCCCGAUCAGAUACGUCUCCGUGCUGCAGUCCCUGCCUCUGGCCCCGCCCCACGCCAACGGGAGUUCCCCCCCAGCCGGGGCGGCCCCAGCCACGGCGGUGCGCCUGGCCCACCUGGUGCUGGGGCUCCACGGCCCCUCGGGGCCCAACUUCACCCUGCUGUCCCCGCAGGGCGGCUCCGCCCACCACACCACACUGCUGUCCCUCAGCGGCACGGCGGACCAGAAGUACGUCAGGAUCGCCCCUCUGCCCAUCACCAUGAGAACUCUGGAAAUAACCAGCAUCGCGGGGGCUGGGGGCGCCAGCCUGCUGAAGGCAGUGGCCCCCAGGGUGAACCGAGUGACCAGCAUGUCAGAGACCCUGAGGGUCCACAAGUGCUCGCACCCGGGCUGUGAGAAGAUGUACACCAAGAGCAGCCACCUGAAGGCCCACUUCCGCCGCCACACGGGCGAGAAGCCAUACACCUGCAGCUGGCCCGACUGCGGCUGGAGGUUCUCCCGCUCCGACGAACUGUCCCGCCACCGGCGCUCGCACUCGGGCAUCAAGCCCUACGAGUGUUCGCUCUGCGAGAAGAAGUUUGCCCGCAGCGACCACUUAUCCAAACACACCAAGGUCCACCGCAGCUCCCGGCCCGGCCGCAUCAUCAGUGCCACCGUGUGACGCCUUCACCCCCCGCCCCCCCCACCCCCC
Messenger RNA from Gadus chalcogrammus (walleye pollock), 1491 nucleotides. Its product is annotated as Krueppel-like factor 15. Lineage: Eukaryota; Metazoa; Chordata; Actinopteri; Gadiformes; Gadidae. The transcript has 4 exons. Bases 169 to 1461 code for a protein of 430 amino acids. Gene Ontology annotation, molecular function: DNA-binding transcription factor activity, RNA polymerase II-specific; RNA polymerase II cis-regulatory region sequence-specific DNA binding. The record is from RefSeq and is a predicted model, not a curated record. Gene Ontology annotation, biological process: regulation of transcription by RNA polymerase II.